GAUUGCAGCCCUGGAGAUUCCCACUGAGGUGGGAUACAAAAAAAAUACUAAAUUUAAUCUACAGCUAGAAGCAGAGCUUCAGUUUUAUAGGUGUACGUUUGAAGCUGUGUGUGGACGGCCAUGUGUGUGGGAUAGAGCGGACAGCAGCGCGGGGACUGGAGGUAUGACAUUAAGUGGUUAUCAGAGGGAGUCACUAGCAUGCUUUUCAAUUUGAAAUUUAUGGAUGUUACAGGAUGAAACGUCUCAGGUCCUCAAGCAGCAGCGACAGUUCUGACAAUGAGAGUCCCUCAACCUCCUUUUGCUCGUCCAACAAGUAUGGAAGCAAACCUGGAACCCCCGCCUCCAGCCAGAAGAAACCGGCCGAAGUGUUCAGAAAAGACCUGAUCAGUGCCAUGAAGCUGCCAGACUCCCACCAUGUCUCCCCAGAGGACUACUACCUGCUGGCAGACACCUGGAAGCAGGAGUGGGAGAAGGGAGUCCAGGUGCCGGCAAGUCCAGACACCAUCCCGGAGCCGUCAGUCAGAAUUAUUGCGGAGAAGCCCAAAGAGGUCCUGUACACCCACCAGAGGAAGUACAUCCAGUGUGCUUGCCAGGACUCAGCUGAACCAGGUUAUGUCAACAUCAGAGAGCUGGCGGAGGCCAUGUGUCGCUACGAUCUGGACGACAUGGACCUCUACUGGCUGCACACGCUCAACCAAGAGCUCGACCGCAUGGGGGAGGAGCCCAUAGACGAGCUGACCAUGGAGCGCGCCAUGGAAGCCCUGGAGAGGCAGUGUCAUGACAACAUGAACCACGCCAUCGAGACAGUGGAGGGCCUGGGGAUUGAGUAUGACGAGGACGUCAUCUGCGACGUGUGCCGCUCCCCCGACAGCGAGGAAGGGAAUGACAUGGUGUUCUGUGACAAGUGCAACAUCUGUGUGCACCAGGCCUGCUAUGGCAUAGUCAAAGUGCCUGUUGGAAACUGGCUGUGUAGGACGUGUGUCCUCGGCAUCGACCCGCAGUGCCUUCUGUGUCCCCAGAAGGGCGGUGCCAUGAAAGCCACACGUGCAGGCACCAAGUGGGCACACGUAAGCUGUGCUCUGUGGAUACCAGAGGUGAGCAUUGCUUGUCCUGAGAGGAUGGAGCCCAUCACCAAAGUCUCCCACAUUCCACCCAGUCGCUGGUCUCUCAUCUGCAGUCUGUGUAAACUGAAGACAGGUGCAUGUAUCCAGUGCUCUGUAAAGAACUGCACCACUCCCUUCCACGUGACAUGUGCCUUUGAGCACAGUCUGGAGAUGAAGACCAUCUUGGACGAAGGGGACGAAGUCAAGUUCAAGUCUUACUGCCUCAAGCACAGCAAAUCUAAAUCUGGGGAGGCAAGCCUGAGCCCAGCUCGCUCUAAACCCCCCAGCGAGGCGGGGAAGGUGGGCCAGCGGGCACAGAGACUGCAGGAGCUGGAGGAGGAGUUCUACACACUAAUCCAGCUAGAGGAGCUGGCCCAGGCCCUUGGGCUCUCAGAGCGCUUAGUGGAUUUCAUCUAUCAGUACUGGAAGCUGAAGAGGAAAAGCAACUUUAACAAAGCUCUGCUGCCCCCUAAAGAGGAGGAGGAGAACCUGGUGCUGCAGCCUCAGGAGGACAGCAUCCACACACGCAUGCGGAUGUUCAUGCACCUGCGACAGGAUUUGGAGAGGGUGAGGAAUUUGUGUUACAUGGUGAGUCGCCGUGAGAAGCUGAAGCUGUUGCAGAGCAAAGCCCAGGAGCAGAUGUUCAAUUUACAUGUGCAGCUCAUGAACCAGGAGCUGUCAGCCGGACUUCCUGUUUCUUUCCCAGUGGAGAACAUGCUGUUUCGACCUCCUCCACGGAUAACUCUAAAGCUGAAAAUGCCCAAAGCCUCAAAUCUUGGAAAUGGAAAUGCCAGUUCCAAAUCUGGUAACGGGCCUCUGUGUCCGGACAAUAGCGGGAAUGUUACUGAACAUGCAUGUGAAGGGCUGGGUCAGGGGAAGCCUCAGCUGCACGGCCGUGGUCGGAGAGAGGAGCGUCCCAACGGCCGACUGGCUUCCUCGAGCCUCUCGAACAGCCUGAUGCUGCCUGUUAAGCCAACUGGCAAACCCUUUUCCCUGCAUGCUGCUCUCCACGGCCACUCAUCCAACAGUAAUGGCAAACUGGACCAAGACCGGGCAUGCGUGGCCAAAUCUAACGGUCUCCCAGUGGCUCAGAAGGACAGUUCUUGCCAGACGCCCAGUCACCAGGACUCUUCAAAUGAGGCUUUAGUCAAGAGCGGCUUUCGAAAAUCUGCCAUGGAGCACUUUGGCAGGUCAUUCAAAGAGGCGACCAUAAACUUGGUACGGACCACAGAGGACCUGCGGGCCUCUGACAAACUGUCCCGUAAGGGCUCAGCCAAGGAGAGACUAUGGGCUAAACCCAUGUCUGAGCACAAAGUGAAGAGCACGAGAUCGUACCAGGACAGUGACGGAUACUGUCCCGACCUGGAGCUCAGUGACUCAGAGCCGGAGGCCAAAGGGAAGCACCGGCGGCAGGUGGGGCUGCCGCAGCCAGAUGCUCUGAGGAAAGGGGUCAGUCGUGGGAAACAGUCACUGGGCUCCAGGCAUCCCAUGCAAAGGUGACAGCUGUUUUUUUUUUUGUUUGUUUUUUUAAUAAACUCACUGCCACUGUUCAUUCCUGACCCUCUGGCAGUCUUCCUAAGUGCCAGGCUGUCUCUCUGAACACACCUCUAUCAGGGACCAGACCAAGACACAGUGCUAAUGGUGCUGUAUACGUGAAGCAGAAGUCACAUGAAGGGUGCUGUCGUCCAGAUCACCAGAUCUUCACCCAGUAGGAUUAAUGAAGAAGCAAAGUGCUGUGUCAGUCUUCUGAGAUUAUCGUGCAUGCCUUUCAUUUGUGGCGAGCAUUUCAUUUUAUACUCUGCACAACUUGGUAUUAAACAUCCCUGUUCCCUGACACACAGGUUCCAAUUGCCUUUGACUAAAAAUGUUGUACAUAAGAUGUUCACAUUGGGAUGUACAUAAUGUGUAACUGACCCACACGUUCCACUUUACUGACACUUCGGUGUCAGUGUGGCCUAGAAAUUAAAACUUGCUGGAUGAAAAUUUUGUAGUGAACUCUAGAAUCUGCUGCACUUCCUGUUCCUUCUCACAGGUGAUAAACAGACUUGUGACCUUUACGUUUGUCAUUCUUCUGAAACACAGAUGCCUUUUGUAUGUAGGAAUGCAGUUUCAAACUUUAAGUACCUUCACGUUUGAAGGUUAUAAAACUAAACAUAACGGAAAGCAAUUAAGCUCCUCUUAGUCUCAAUGGGAGGAAACGUGUGUGAAGCAGUAUCACUACAUUCCCUGGUGCAUCGUUCAGGUGCAACCUGAGCUGGAUGCAUUAAAGCAAAGAGUGAGUACAGAUCUGGGAUCGAUAACUGGCCUCAAGUCAUUACAUGACCAGCCUUAAAUAUCACAGCUGAUUUUUUUUUUUUUUUUAAUUAAACAGCUUUGCCAAAUAUGAACAAAUUUUACAAACUUUUUUUUUUUUUUUUAAAUACAAACAGCUGUACAAUAACCUUUCUGAAAUAACAUACAUCAUAAAAUUAAGAAGACAAGGAUUUAAAGAGGAUAUGUGAUCAAAGAAUAAAUACCAAGGAUUUGGUGUCAAUUUUCAGUCAAUGAUUGGAAAAUCAGACACACUGAAGUUGUGCUCAGAAACGGCUGUGUAAUUGUAGUCUGACACUCAGCCCCACUAUUCACUUAGAAUU
Messenger RNA from Toxotes jaculatrix (banded archerfish), 3736 nucleotides. It is a transcript of the gene jade3, whose product is annotated as jade family PHD finger 3. Gene Ontology annotation, biological process: regulation of transcription by RNA polymerase II. Lineage: Eukaryota; Metazoa; Chordata; Actinopteri; Toxotidae. The transcript has 12 exons. The coding region runs from base 234 to 2603 and encodes 789 amino acids. The record is from RefSeq and is a predicted model, not a curated record. Gene Ontology annotation, cellular component: histone acetyltransferase complex.